Mesorhabditis belari is the source of this 300-nucleotide messenger RNA. Lineage: Eukaryota; Metazoa; Nematoda; Chromadorea; Rhabditida; Rhabditidae. The record is from the annotation of a GenBank genome assembly.
AUGUCACUGAAAUAUUUCUUGCUUUUGUUGGUGAUUCUUUUCCAUCAAGUGCUCUCAAAUGAAGCGAAUGAGGAGAGAAUGCGUGCAAAACGGAGUGUUGCGAGAGUGUUGACUUUCUUCACCGAUCCAGCUCCAUGCCAAACAGAGAAAGGAGCGUGCGUUCAAUUGAUGUGUGAUCAAUGCUGUAAAGAUUGUAAUCCAUGCGACGAGAAUAUUCAUGAAUGGAUUCACGGAGUCUGGGCAUCGCGGGUGCUCAACGAACAGACGGAGACCUUCACGAGUUUGUGGCUGAAAGCUGGA